This is a messenger RNA of Pseudozyma hubeiensis SY62, 708 nucleotides long. RefSeq lists its product as hypothetical. Lineage: Eukaryota; Fungi; Basidiomycota; Ustilaginomycetes; Ustilaginales; Ustilaginaceae. The record is from RefSeq and is a predicted model, not a curated record. The transcript has 2 exons. Bases 1 to 708 code for a protein of 235 amino acids.
AUGACAUCUGCGUCCGGACGGAACAAACACGAGCCAGCCGUUUGGUUACGGCGUUGCGCGAAAGUCGCCGACGGCUGCUGUGUCGCGAGUCCUUUCAUCCUUCUAUUCCCAAGUCCCCACAUUCGUAAUAUGCAGCUCUCAUCACUGUUGCUCGCAGCUUCGCUGCUGGUCUCGUCGGUCGUAUCCGCACCCGCGACCGUGGGCAGCUUCGGCACGUCUUCCGAUGCCGAGCUCAUGCUCAAGCGUCAGUACGAAAACACCAACUGGGACAACGUCAUGCUCGGACGCGACACGAUGGAGGAGCUCGAGAAGCGACUCGUGUACAACCCACACAUCACCUCCCCUACCGCCGAUACCGUCUGGACCGCGGGUAAGACGUACACCGUCACAUGGGAUGCCUCUGACCUUCCAACAGAGGCCGAGAACUACACGGGCGAGAUUAAGCUCGGAUAUCUCCCUGCGGAUGGAAGUGGAGGCGAGAACCUGCACUGGACGCUUGCCGAUGGGUUCCUCAUCAAGGACGAACAGACCAGCAUCACUCUUCCCGCCGACCUGGGCCAGAGGAGCGACUACAUCGUCGUGGUUUUGGGUGACUCGGGGAACGCCAGUCCCAAGUUCAGCAUCAACAGCGCCGCUAGCAAAGCGACCGACCUUGGAGACAGAAUCCAGCAGAAGAUCAACAAGGCUUUCGCCGAAGCUGGCAUGUGA